This is a messenger RNA of Xylaria bambusicola, 3474 nucleotides long. RefSeq lists its product as uncharacterized. Lineage: Eukaryota; Fungi; Ascomycota; Sordariomycetes; Xylariales; Xylariaceae. The coding region runs from base 200 to 3097 and encodes 965 amino acids. The record is from RefSeq and is a predicted model, not a curated record. The transcript has 2 exons.
ACCACGGCCACCGGGUGAAAAAAGUUGUGCACACCGAGGGCCACCUAACUCCCGCAUGUCCCGGGCGUCGUCGAACCAACCAGUCUCGGACGGGGAUCCCCAGGCUACCGGGUCUCCAUCUGACAAUUCUUUCGCUGUGUAACGAAGUAAGGACUGUGUUUGGUUGCUGUCUCAGACUAAAAGGGCAGCUUGUGUCAAAAUGUCAGCCUCCAACCAAAAUGUGCUACAUCGGAAACCACUUCCCGAGGAGCCCACAGGCCCAGGCCGGGUGAACAGCUUGCCGCUGCCACCACCGUCCGGGCUCGGCUUCUCGCCUAGUCUUCCAGACGUACCACAGGAACAGAACAGUCGUCCGACCGAUGACAAUGCUGGCCCUGGGAUGCGAGGCUCUGGGCGUUUGCACAAGCCCGCACCCCCACAGCACGCACCACCUCCUCCUCCUCGCCAAGUUGUUACGCCACCUCCUACCUCAGAUUCCAACUUCCUUUUCAGCGAGACCAAGCCAUCGCCGCGCUUACAGAAACAGCGGAAACAGAGAAGUAGCUCUGUUAAUGCGAGCCCCCAAUCUCAUGCGCAAUUCUCCUCGGGUCUGGUGGCCCAGCAAAGUUCUCCUAACGAUAGGACCCGAAGCUCAUCUGCUCAACCCCCAGCCGCUAGAUCAUCAGGAGAACGUGAGGGUCACAUCGUACCACCAGGAGUCGCAGCCGGGCUAGCACGUCCUGGCUCAAGUAACGGCAGUCAAAGUCCCACCAGAGAGGGCGAAAGACGUGGGAGAAAGAGUUGGCUCCCUGGAGGAAGGUCAAGGUCACAGUCCACUGAGACUCGACGGCAAGAUAUGGCCGGUGCUUGGAUCCUUGGCCAAAACUCUGACUAUAACACGGCUUUUCUUGCCAAUAGUGAAAAGGUUCCAGAGCUCUGGAACGAUAGUGGUGAUGUGCUUGUCUACCUAGACCCUAAAGGAAGCAACGGCUCACCUUCCUUUAAAGUCCAUUCUUUCACAACUGACUCCUCGCUUGUGUUUGCGGACUUGAUUGAUGCUGAGUCAUCUAUGAGUCCUGGGGAAAGAUCCCGCAGCUUCAUUGGUCGAGAUAGCCUCUCGGUAUCAGAUGCGACGCGGAGGGUGCAAUCGCCUCCACUUUCCCCCCCGAUACCCGAUUCUCAGGGCAGCUCCGAAAUGCGACUCUACCUCCCGGUUUCGAUGUCCACUCCAGGUCACAGGUCUGAAACUGACAUGGAGCGGUUGAUCUCUAUACGGAAUAUGUUUGCCUUUUUGACGGGUCAGCCGUUAGUGGCGACAAAAGCUCAGCCCACUCUAUAUGCCGUGUUCCUCAAUAUAUCCAGUCUGUUAAAGGAAUUUGAAUUCACCAACAUGGAUGGGUCUACCUUUGGGGAUGCUGCAGAGAUGAGUUUCAGUUUCUUCAUAGAGCAGAUGGCGCUCGCCGAUGUGAGACAGAGCAGGGAAAAGACGCUCGAAUCUCUGAUCUUAGGUGAGCGGAUGCGAUCAAUGGAGCUCUAUAAUGAGGCUUUCGCCCAUGCAGUAGGCAAGUAUUCGGCCAUGCGUGAUCUUCGUUCUCCUCUAUGGGAUCAAGUGUCUUCAAGCACUCGCCAACGGCUCGAGCGCGCGCAUUUCGAUCUUGUAGGACGACAACAUGGUGUCAAUAAUCGCCUCGAAUCCUUUGAUUUCCCUGCCUUAUUCUCCGGUACAGCAAAUUCAACAUCAUCGGCUGAGUACAAGGACAUCAGAUUUAAUAUCUGGCGAAAGUCGUUCGGACGCAUGAGACAAUUUGUUCUGGGUUAUUAUAAGUCAAGCUUCGGAAGCUGGCCCCCUAAGGCUCGCAGUAAGAAGAACCCAUUUACAGAAAGCGGUCUCAAUCGCCAAGUGCUCAAGAUCUUAUAUUCCGACUUCUGCGCACUCUAUGACCUCCUUGUCGACCGAGAAUCAUUAACUACUCGAAUGAUUGACCAGGGGGUAGACAACAUUAAUAGUGACCAUCGGAAUCCACGAUGCUCGGCCAUGAGAAAGAUAUUAGGUGAAUUUGACCAAUCGUCUCCACCUGUGCUUCCCCCAAUUCCUUUCGAUCUCCCCAAAUUACCUGAUAUGACAAGCGUACAAGAGAAUUUCUACGAUUUGUCCCACAAGGAACAGGCCAAACUGGUGAAGAAAGGCUUGCAAGAGUACCAGACGAUUCUCAUCUUGAAUAAGGCUUAUGAUUUCGAUACUACCAAGCUACCCAUGCCUUUCCUAGACCAAUUCAAGGAGUUCGAGAUGAAAGACGCUAAAGGUAAAACGGCUGCUGACAUGGCAGAUCACCGCCUCGGCUACUGGUUGUUUCUUUACGUCGUGAUUCAGUCUCUACCGAUGCUCAUCGUUGAUGCGCCCGGAUUGAAAUAUACUGAAGGUGUUGAGUAUUUCCUUUGCCAGCCGCCUAAAGGGUCACCACCGUGGAUAGAGGAUGCACCAGCGGUGCGUAAGCGGUGGUAUGAGGUAGCAGGCGGAGGUGGCCUGGUUGAACUCUCGGAGGAUGCGGUUGAGUUUGGCAUCGAGGGUAUUUAUCACCGGAGUCACUGCUGGCUCGCGGGAAAACGCUGGGAGAUGGGUGAAUAUACAAAUCCUCCGGUGCCUUCCAAUGAUACUCUUUCGCCAUUAGAAGCACCACAAGCUGUGUUUGAAGACAUGGACCCAGGGGUUGCGGGUAGUCCAUCAUUUGGGCCUCGAAGCGAAUCGCCAUUGAGCGGUCCGCCUGGGCUCGCUCUUCGCAGCAGAGGAACCUCACCUGCAAGACGAAACUCCGCAUAUCGCAGCAGCAUUGCUAUAGGGCUGGAGCCUGUGGCUCUGCCGGGAAGUGAGCAAUUAUUUCCAGGCUCGCGUGUUUCUAGUGCUUUGAGUACAUUCGGCGGCUCACGGCCUACCAGUACUCUUAUGGAUCGGAGUAGAUCCUCGGGCAAUCUUCGUGGCCUUGCGGGGUCCCAAGGCCGUGGGUCGGACUCGAGAAGCAGUUCUCGCCAAGAUUCUGCGGGUGGGAGCACCUUUGAUGACAUUCUAAAGGACAUGGGCGGUGAAGCGAAACAACCAAAGAAGAAGAAAGGGCUAUUUUAGCCAACAUUAAUGAGUAUGCACAGCUUGGAUUCGGAAAGCAAUGGCGCAUUUGGAUGUAUUUCUUAGCAUUUUUGGCAUACACUUGGCGGACAAAGAGAAAACCAAAAAACUGGGUACAAAUGGCGGAUCUUAUGGUCAAAAUCAACCUGCGGCUGGUUAUGGAUAUGAAUUUUUUUUAAGACAUCUCAUCGUCAAGGCGUAAGUACGUGCUAUGACAACAGGCUAGAUCUAAUCUACUACAAUGUGAAGAUGGCCACGUUGGGUUUGAAGCGAUGAAGAGCGAGUACAGUGACGUUUACAUCGGGCGGGAUAUCAAGCAUAGAGCAAUUAAAACUGUAUACUAAUGUAUAAGACUAUCACAUUAUGACAUGUGGAGC